GAAUUGCUUUUUUCCCUCAUGCAGUCAGUUUAAGCAGUGUCCCUAAAUUCACCCUCAGUGUAACUCCUAUUUCUGCUCCUCCUCUUCUUGGAACUGCUCUUUUGUUUGUCUGGCAGCCCUGGUUGUAUGGGGGUGUAUGAUGAUAAUAAUACCCCGGCGCUUAUGUAACCCUCUCAUCUUGCAAGCACUUGACUAAACCUUCACUAAUGAAGCUCCUGUAUCCUGUGGCCUGUGUCAGGUGGUAGCCCUCCCCCCACCCUCACCCCCCAGAUAGGAAAACUGAGGCUGAAAGGUUAAGUGAUUUAGCAGGGGCCAGAGGAAAGGUCAACAGCAGAAUGGAGGGUUUCCUGGCUUCCAGUAGGCUUCUGUUUAGAGGUCAAAAGAGAUAAGAAACAAUGAGUCUUGGGAAGGAAAGCAUCUUGCCACCAUCUCUCUGGUGCUCUUCAGAUUUCUGGACCUCAGGACGGUUUUCCUAGAGAAGAACUGGAGGGUACUUUUUGUAAAUACUGUGGGCCACCUACCUUCUUCAGGACAGCUGAAUUUGGUCAAUGACAUACAAGUUCAUCAAGACAAAAUAGUUGCAGAAAAUCUUCAAAGGAUUCCAUCGACAGAUGUUCCGUCACCUCUGCAGCAUAGAAGUUGAUUACUCAACCCAAAUACUUAAUUCAAGGAAUUAUCUGCUCUCCCAAAAUAUAUGAAGUAGAGGUUGGAGAUUAUAUGCUGGCAAUGAAAUUGAAAUUAUCAAGGAGCAAUUUGGAACCCAGAAGAGAGUAAGCUUGUAAAAUAUUCAAGCUUACAGAAAACGUGUAUUCCGGACAACCAAGAAAUUAGCAUUUGGUCUCUUUUGCAACACUAAAACAUCUACAAUGAAGUCCUAUUGCUGGACUCUGGUUUUGGCUGUCCUGGGUACAGAAUUGCUGGGAAGCUUCUGCACCACUGUCAAAUCCCCAAGGUUCAGAGGGCGUGUACAACAGGAAAGAAAAAACAUCAGACCCAAUAUUAUUCUUGUGCUCACAGAUGAUCAAGAUGUGGAACUGGGAUCCUUGCAAGUGAUGAAUAAAACAAGAAAAAUCAUGGAGCGUGGGGGAGCCACCUUUAUUAAUGCCUUUGUCACCACCCCAAUGUGUUGCCCGUCUCGGUCCUCUAUGCUCACAGGAAAGUAUGUCCACAACCACAAUGUGUACACCAACAAUGAAAACUGUUCCUCCCCUUCCUGGCAGGCAAUGCAUGAACCACGCACAUUUGCUGUGUAUCUCAACAACACUGGAUACAGAACAGCUUUCUUUGGAAAAUACCUCAAUGAAUAUAAUGGCAGCUACAUCCCUCCUGGGUGGCGAGAGUGGCUUGGAUUAAUCAAGAAUUCUCGUUUCUAUAAUUAUACUGUUUGUCGAAAUGGCAUCAAAGAGAAGCAUGGAUUUGAUUAUGCCAAGGACUACUUCACAGACUUAAUCACUAACGAGAGCAUUAAUUACUUCAAAAUGUCUAAGAGAAUGUAUCCCCAUAGGCCCAUAAUGAUGGUUAUCAGCCAUGCUGCACCCCAUGGCCCAGAGGAUUCAGCACCACAGUUUUCAGACCUCUAUCCAAAUGCUUCCCAGCACAUUACUCCCAGUUACAACUAUGCACCAAAUAUGGAUAAGCAUUGGAUUAUGCAAUACACCGGACCCAUGCUGCCCAUCCACAUGGAAUUUACAAAUGUUCUGCAGCGGAAAAGACUUCAGACUCUGAUGUCAGUGGAUGACUCUGUGGAAAGGCUAUAUAAUAUGCUUGUGGAAACUGGAGAACUGGAUAACACCUACAUCAUUUAUACUGCAGACCAUGGCUACCAUAUUGGGCAGUUUGGACUAGUCAAGGGGAAAUCUAUGCCAUAUGAUUUUGAUAUCCGUGUUCCUUUCUUUAUUCGUGGACCAAGUGUAGAACCAGGAUCAAUAGUGCCUCAGAUUGUGCUGAACAUUGACCUGGCUCCCACCAUCCUGGAUAUUGCUGGGCUUGAUACUCCUCCCGAUGUGGAUGGCAAGUCGGUCCUCAAACUACUGGACCUAGAAAAACCAGGUAACAGGUUCCGAACAAACAAAAAGACCAAAAUUUGGCGUGAUACAUUCCUAGUGGAAAGAGGCAAAUUCCUGCGCAAGAAGGAAGAACCCAGCAAAAAUGCCCAACAGUCAAAUCACUUACCCAAAUAUGAAAGGGUCAAAGAACUUUGCCAACAAGCACGUUACCAAACAGCAUGUGAACAGCCUGGACAGAAGUGGCAGUGCAUUGAGGAUACGUCUGGCAAACUUCGAAUUCACAAAUGUAAAGGAUCCAGUGACCUGCUCACAGUCCGGAAGAGGACACGGAGUAUCCACUCCCGGGGCUUCAACAACAAAGACAAAGAAUGUAAUUGUGGAGAGACUGAUUAUCGUGCAAGCAGAAGCCAGAGGAAAAACCAGAGACAGUUCCUGAGAAACCAUGGCACUCAAAAAUACAAGCCACGAUUUGUCCAUACUCGCCAAACCCGCUCCCUAUCUGUGGAAUUUGAAGGAGAAAUAUAUAAUAUAAACUUAGAGGAAGAAGAGCUGCAAUUGUUACGCCCAAGAAGUAUUUCCAAGCGCCACGAUGAAGGCUUGAAGUCUCCAGGAGGCCACAGUGCUGCUGCUGAUGGUGGUGGUGGUGAUGGGGAAGUGAUGCUGGCUGAUGGCCCUAAUGCAGUAGGACAAUCCGAUACUGUCCGAGUGACACAUAAGUGCUUUAUUCUUCCAAAUGAUACAAUCCAUUGUGAGAGAGAAUUAUAUCAAUCAGCCAGAGCCUGGAAAGACCACAAGGCGUACAUCGAUAAGGAGAUUGAAGCUCUCCAAGAUAAAAUUAAGAAUUUAAGAGAAGUGAGAGGACACCUAAAGAGAAGAAAGCCUGAUGAAUGUGAUUGUAACAAGCAGAGCUAUUAUAAUAAAGAAAAAGGUGUGAAAGCCCAAGAGAAAUUGAAGAGCCACCUUCAUCCAUUCAAAGAGGCCGCUCAAGAAGUGGAUAGUAAACUACAGCUUUUCAAAGAGAAUCGUAGAAGGAAGAAGGAGAGGAAAGAGAAGAAGAGACAAAAGAAGGGGGAUGAGUGCAGCCUACCUGGACUUACCUGUUUCACACAUGACAACAACCACUGGCAAACAGCACCAUUUUGGAAUUUGGGAUCUUUCUGUGCCUGCACAAGUUCUAACAACAAUACCUACUGGUGUUUGCGAACAGUCAAUGAGACGCACAACUUUCUUUUCUGUGAGUUUGCUACGGGCUUCUUGGAAUUCUUUGAUAUGAAUACAGAUCCCUAUCAGCUUACAAAUACUGUCCACACAGUAGAAAGAGGCAUCUUGAAUCAGUUGCACGUACAGCUGAUGGAAUUGAGAAGCUGUCAGGGUUAUAAACAGUGCAAUCCAAGGCCUAAAGGACUCGAAGCAGGAAAUAAAGAUGGCAGAAGCUAUGACCCACACAGAGGACAGUUAUGGGAUGGAUGGGAAGGUUAAACUGCCAAACUUCACCGAAGACAUCAACUGGCAAGGACUGGAAGAUUUAUACAAUAUAAAUGAAAGUUCCUAUGAAUACAGAUACAACUAUAAACUGAGUCUGGUUGACUGGACUAAUUACUUGAAGGAUGUAGAUAGAGUGUUUGCACUGCUGAACAGUCACUAUGAGCAAAAUAACACAAAUGACACUAAACCUAUUCUAAAAUAUGGGUUCUUGAACACAUCAUCCACACCAUCUGUGCUGGAGGAAAUGACCUCCACUGAGUCAGGUGAAGACAUAAGCAGUAUGGAGGCAGAAGAGUGGCUGCCAAUUGCACCACCGGACUCAGGAACCCUACAUUUGAAUCUGACACCAUUUAAUCAAGAGAGGAAACUUAAAUGGAAUAAUGAUAUUCCUGAGAUGAAUUAUUUGAAUUCUGAACACUGGAAAUAUCAUCAUACUGAAAAAUGGAUGGGGGAUAAAGAAUUAAAUCAUUUUGACAUGGAUUUCAGUGGCAAUGGUUUAACAGAGCUGCAGUCGACUAAUAGCUUCAUUCUACAGCCCAUUAGCAGUCAUCAGAAAGAAUCACACCAAGGCAAUGACCAGGGAGAGAAUAUAUUUGAAGAUCAGAUGUAUCUUCCCGUGAGCUCUGAUGGAUCGUCAGUUCAUCAAGUCGCAAAUAUAUCCGAUGCAGAUCAGACUAUCAGAUCCAGCAAAAUGGAAACAAUUUUGAACACCACAAAGGAUAAUCAUACAAGGGAGAAUUUUCAAAACAUAGAAGGCAGUGGUUCCUCCCCACUGUCCUCUAAUUAGUUGAAAUGGUAAACCUUAUACACAGUAUUUUUAAAAAUUUUAUUAGCAAACUAAUAAAGGCGAUCAUGCCAACACACAUCCCAAGUUUAUUUCAGCCACAUGUUUGUGGUUGCAAUUAGUAUAUGUAUGUUUGUGUUACAGGCGUACUAUGGCAUAUACACUUUUUAAUUCUUAACUUCUCACAAGUAGGGAAAGAGGCUUAUCUAGUGUUAGCAGUAUUACCCUUUGAAGGUCAUGAAAACACACCAUGAAAAGUUAUUAAAUCAAGAUGCCAAGAAUUUGAGUUGCAUAGCUUCCAAAAUUUUCACCAUCAAUGAAUGUCUUCACAUACUCACACUGACUACAUAAUGUGUUCCUAAUCAAUGAUCUUUAACCACUGGAAUUUCAUAAUGUCACAGGUUAGAGUAAAACCAUAUUGCCCUUUGAGAUCCUUAUUCCUGUGUCAUUUGUUCAUUAUUUUACAUGCUUUGUCCUUGCCUCUUUGUCCAUACAUUGUGAUGGCACACUGAAGGGUCAUGUGAAAGAGAUGUUGGAUGGAUCUCAAAUGAAAAGCAGAUAAUUUUAAUGCUGUUUUGCUAGAAAAAUAUUGCAUGUUUUACUCUGACUCACUAAAACUGAAUAGCAAAAAGAUAUGGUGGCUAAUAAUAAUCAGAGAUUUGACAAAAUAAAUAAUGGAAAAUUUACCAUUCCCUCCAUAUGAGGGAAAGUGUCAAAGUACCUAUAUCUUUGAAGUGUCUAAAUUUAGAUAAAUUCUUGAAAACAUCUUAUAAAAGACUUUUCUUCAUUUGGAAGGGUUUGUUUUAUUGAUGUGAAUAAAGGACUUAUGAUCUGGAUUGUAUAACAGAAAACCUGAUCUAUAAAAAAGGGUAUUUCCUAACUUGAAAAUACACACACACAUACACUUGCAUAUACAUGCACACACAUACUCCAUGAGUUUAAUUUUAUCGCUUUGUGUUAUAUUUUCAUUUUUCUGGACUUCAUCAAAUACCGAAUUUUUAAGAGUACAAUACUCAUUUAAUUGCCUUUGAAAAUCUAUGCUCUUCAAUUCCUAUUAUUCUCCCAUUGUAGAUUUUUCACCUGCCAACAAAAGAAUUACCUCAUUCAUUUUCUUCACCACCACACCUAACUUCUUUUGAAAAGUUUCCCAUCUGUUAUUUUGUUUAGUAUACUGGUCUCCUGUUUUGUUUUACACAACUCAAGAACUAAAGCAAAAAAAAAAUCUGCUUUGUUUUUAAGGUUCCCUUUUUAAAGAUUCAGUUUCUUUUAGUCAAAUCUUUACUUUUAAGAAGCUGUUAUCAUAGGCUUUGUAAAUAUGUCAAAAACUAACUAGCUGUUGCAUAUCUGAUGUAUGUGUCAUUGGCUGAAUGACAGAACAAACGUAUUUAUGGUCAUGAAUGAUGCUAUUUGUAAAUAGAUCUCCCGUUAUUAGGAAACCUACUGUGUUUUUAAACUUGUAUAAUAUUAUGUGAUACUUUUAUAGAACAAUUCUGGCUUCAGGAAAGUCUAGAGGCAAUAUUUCUUGAAAUAAAAAGGUGUUUUAACUUUAUCUGCUUCCACUAUAUUCACAUGAACAAGUUUUUGUAGUAAACAUAUUUCUGAAAUAAAAUGAUCUCAUUUUACAUUACUUAAA
Monodelphis domestica (gray short-tailed opossum) is the source of this 5908-nucleotide messenger RNA. RefSeq names its product sulfatase 1 (gene SULF1). Gene Ontology annotation, biological process: positive regulation of vascular endothelial growth factor production; positive regulation of Wnt signaling pathway; negative regulation of fibroblast growth factor receptor signaling pathway. The record is from RefSeq and is a predicted model, not a curated record. NCBI's taxonomy places the organism in Eukaryota, Metazoa, Chordata, Mammalia, Didelphimorphia, Didelphidae. Gene Ontology annotation, cellular component: endoplasmic reticulum; plasma membrane; Golgi apparatus. Gene Ontology annotation, molecular function: calcium ion binding; glycosaminoglycan binding; N-acetylglucosamine-6-sulfatase activity.